UAACUUGACUAUCUACAGGGUUUCAGCAUCAUCUAAACAUUAGCCUGCUGAGUAGCUUUUAGCUAGCUUAACUCUCCCCAUAACAGAGCUCAUAGUUAAGAUAAUUUAUGAGUCGCAAAAGAAACCACAAUUUUGCUGAAACUAACCUGUCUCCCCAACUCCACGGCACCUUCAUGGAGCCUCCCGGGUCAGUGGGUCGAGCUGACGGGGAUUUUUUGGAGCUGGAGCCCGACGAGGAGCUCCUCUGCUCGGUCAGCGACAUCACCGAGCACCUUGGUAGAAACAUCACCGUGGUCCUUGAGACAGCGCUGUCUGAGAUCCGCAAAAUGGUGAGCAUCCGGAUAAGAGUCCUGAAAAUGGAGCUGCGCGAGAAAACCGAGGAAAUUGAAAUGUUAAAGACGAGAUUGGAUACAGUUCAGAGGGAUAGCAGGGACCCGUUCCCUGGCGUAACCACCAUGGAGCCAUCUGCAGAGGCUGGCUUCAAGAAACAUGACUUCAGCUCCGGAACCAAGCACAACAACACAGACCCCAGGAGAGCCAAAGCUGUCAUGCCUGGCGUAAAGAAGGAGAAUAUCGACGCGAUCUGUGACUAUCUGAUGAAAGACAAGAACUCGAGGGGUUGUGCUGAAAUGGACGGGGAUCACAGCAGUCAAGCCAAUGGUGACAGGGAGGCUCGCCAAGAACCGGACCCGCAUUCCCUCACCCUGUGGCCGGACAGCGGGAUGGCCGGCUCUGGGCCUGUGCACGGAGACUCCGAGUCCACUGCAGAUGACAUCUUCAGUAUGCUCCCCUCUGGCAGCAAACGGAUGUAUGACUACGAGUGGAUAGCACCAAUGGAAUAUACUUCAGACCUGAAAGUCUUGAAGGAGCCAAACUGUGAGAAUACCCGGAUCAGGGAGACAGAAGACGAGAAUGAAGAUGAAUCGUCCAGGAGGGAGGAGGGGGCACUGGAGCAGGCCCAGGCUCCUCUCUCACACGUCCAGCCCUCUGAGUUCUCCAUGGAGCCCCAGAGUUCUCCAGGCGAGGGAGGAAGUCCGCUGGAGGGCAACACAGACCGGCCUGAGGGAGGCCAGCAGUUUUCCAGCCACACUUACAUCUGCUCACUGUGUGGCACCUUCUGUCCUGACUCUGUGUUCCUGGAGGAACAUGUCAAAUUGAUACACUCGGACUCUGCUGGUGCUCAGGCUCUCCAGGCCCUGCAGUCCACCUCCUCUGCUGCAACCACCACGGGAGAUGGCAGCAGUGAUUCCAGGAGGGCUGGGGGCGGUCAAAACGAGGGAAGCACAGGACUUGGGUCUGGCGUGAGCGUCAGUCGAGGAGUCGGGCCUAUGAAAAAGGAAAUUAAAAUUGAGGGGGGUUAUGAGUGUGGUGACUGUGGCCGCCAUUUUAACUACCUUGGCAACCUGCGACAGCACCAGCGCAUUCACACUGGAGAGAAGCCUUUUAUGUGUCCAGAGUGUGGAGAGAGGUUCCGCCAUGCAGCUCGCUUAAAAAGCCACAGGCUUAUCCACAGCGGUGCCCAGAGCCCCUUCCCAUGCCCCCAGUGUGGGAAAGGUUUCUCAGUGCUGUCGGGACUCAAGAGACACCAGCGAGUGCACACUGGUGAGAGCCCUUAUGCCUGCCCUCAAUGUGGCAGACGCUUUAAAGAGCUGGGGAAUCUGUACACCCACCAGAGGAUCCACAGUGGCGCCACGCCUUACUGCUGCCAGCAGUGUGGACGCAGCUUCCGCCACUUGGGCACCUACAAAAGCCACCGCUGCACCCCAGCGCAAUAGACAGCCUAACUGCCUCACCCUCUGCUACACUCAUUGCCAACUGGUACUGUAAAAUCCAAGGUGUUCGUCAAAGACGAGACCUGGUGCGGAGUCUGAUGUGUUUGCUCUUUCUGUGACUGUUUAAUGAUGUUGUGGGAGGUGCUGGUCAUGUCGAGAACAGAGGUGGUUUUCUGUGAUGCUGGCCAAGCAUUCAUGUUGCGUCACAUUCAUAACAUCGCUCCCCUGCUCCAGGCAUUAAGAGGCGCUGUAUCAUUGAGCUUCAAACUUCAUGUGUUGAUGGAGACUGCAGUGAACGGCUGAAUGCUCUGGAAAAAGUUUGCUGCCUUGAGGUGCAAUUAUAUAUUUUUUUUAAACGUUUUGAAAAAUUCCAUCAGGUGUCAUGUGAGAAGUGACUGUGUGCAUACAGUGCUGAGUAAAGUAUUGCCUCCAUUGCAGUUACCUUCUUUUUUUUGCGUAUUUGUCUCAAUAAAAUUCAUCAUCAAACCAAUUUUAAUAUAAAUAAAAGAUAACUCCUUAAAACACAAAAUGCAGUUUUAAAAUGAUGAUGUCAUUUAUUGAAGGAAAAUGCUGUUCAGCCUUGCCUUGUCCUAUGUGAAAAAGUAAGUAGCUACCAAUCUAUCAAAUGGCCAAAUUCAUAUAUGAUUACUGCCAGACUUGUUCAAUCUAAACAUCACUAAGUAGAACCUGUCUGACACUGUGAAGUAGCUAAAGGGUCUCAAAAAGCAUCACAUGAUGACACGUACUAUCAGGAACCGAUUAGAAACAAAGUCAUUGACAUCAGUCUGGAAAGGGUUACAAAGUCACUGCUAAGGCUCUGAUACUGAGAGACAUUAUCCACAAAUGGAAAAAAAAACAUGGAACAAUGAUGAACCUUCGUAGCAGUGGGCGGCCUACCAACACUUCUCCAAGAGCGUGUCGAUAUCUCAUCCAGGAAGUCACAGAAAAACCCAGACGAGCAUCAAAAGAACUGCAGACCUCACUGUCCUCAGUUAAGGUCCGUCUACAUCCACCCAUCAGUUCAUGAGAAUGACCCAAAACGCACCAGCAAGUCCACCAGUGGGGGCUCAAAAAGGGUAAAAUUAAGGUUUUAGAUUGGGCAAGUCAAAGUUCAGACUUGGAUCUAACUGAGAUGCUGACGCAAGACUAUAAAAUGGCAGUUUAUGAUUAAAUACCAUCUAAUGUGACCAAAUUAAAAGUAUUCUGCAGAGAAGACUGGACCAAAACUCCUCCAUGGUGAUGUAAAAUACUGAUUACAAAGGAAUGUUUGACCGCAGUUGUUGCUGCCAAUGGUGACCCAACCAGUUAUUAGGUUUAGGGGCAAUUACUUUUUCAAGGGGGUGAUACAGGUUUUCAAUAAAUCUUUAAUAAACCAUCAUUUAAAAACUGCAUCUUGUGUUUUGUGUGUUAUCUCUGUCUAAUAUUAAAUAAAUAUAAAUAUUAGUUUGUUGACAUGAAACAUUUAAGUGUGAGAAAUAUGCAGAAGUUGAACACAUCUGUAAAUACUUUAUUACAGCACUGUAGGUCAGGACAGCAUUAUUAUGAGGAGAUGUGGCACCACUGUGGUAAAAUUGACAUAUAUUCACAUGCACUGAUCAGCCAAAUAUAUUUGGAAGAGAAAAAGUAAACAGUAAAAUUAUGACCCAAACACAGACCAACUUCCUGCUCUUGCCUUACAUUAAUUCACUGUGCUUUUUUGCAGUUGAAGUGGAUUUGAUGUUCUGGAUAAGCCACUGGAUUCUUUGCUAAGACUGCAAUUAUCUUCUAAGUUGCUUUGAACCAUUUUCUACACUAUACUACAGCAUGCUUGUGGUCUGAAAAUCAGCUUAAAAUGGACAUGACAGGUCAUUUCUGAAAGCAAACACCAUAAUCAGAUUUAAUUUGUGUACGUUCCGUUAUUGUUGAGUAAUCGUGAUGGUUAAACACUCACUAUUCUUAAAAAGUGCCUGAUUAAUUUAGCUCCGCUCUUUCACGAAAAUCCGCCAUUUUGGUCAGGUUCAUGAGAGAAUCGGGUAUAAAAACUUUCAUUUAAACAUCCAAAACUACUACAGACAAGCAUCACGCACUUUUACAUAUUUUUAGCCGCUGAACUUGACAUGUUUCCGAGGCAUGUUUUCUCCAAAGACUGGCUAAAUCGUCUUUUGAUGAAGUUGUUACGUUAGCGCAAUUAUUAGCAAUAUCUGCAAAACCGACUAGGGAAUAGGGGGACAGCUAAAUGACGAUUGACAAACAGAAGAGGACAAUAGUCACCAGGAAUUAAAAAAUUGUUGGCCGUAUCACUUCCACUGCUGUCUCAAAUCCGCGAGGACUCAACAAAAUAGAGAGCUAACAUUUUAGAACUUGAUAGCUUACAUGAAAAAAUCAAAAAAUGAUACGCAGUUGCAAUUUUUCUACAACAUUUAGGCCUAACCGUGUACGUUCUACUAAAAUACCAACCCUCAAAUAAGGAGUUUUUGCCGGGUAAAGCUAUUUCCCUGUAAGAAUGAGUAUGAGAAUGGUCUCUUCUGGGGGAGGCACAGCUAAUGUGACUACAAAAAUGAUUAAACUACUGCAUUCACCGGUAAACCUGGUGAGCCUGACAGAAUCUGUGUCUAAAAUGUGUAGAGUAGCACAAACAGAUUGUGCUCAUCUAGUGCCCUAAUGGACAAGGUCAUUUGCAUUGAAGUCCCUUUAUGAUAAAUUCAUCAGGGUACUUACUUGAUUGCAUGUUAUUACACUGAAUGGGUGCCAGUAAAGUAGGAAAAAUAACAAAAACACAGUCUGGUGUGAAAAGAAAAUGGUUGAAAGUGGACUUGGCUAUCACAUCUGCUUCAAUAAAGUUGAACAUUUGACCUCGACAUAUAUCGUUCAAGCACAUCAGGACCUCCCAUACAGAGACAGUGGCAUAUAACUGUGAGAACUGUGAAUAGAUGUAGGGUCAGCAUUCAUUCAUCUAACCUCACUGUGGCGCUGGAGUACUGGGGCAGUGUCGCCUACAUGUGGUCCAUCUGUGCAACUGCAACUAAAGUGAUUUGCUGGUCAUACUGCUGACAGUAUUUCAUUAUGAUAAUGCUUGGUGCAAUGUGGAGAACAGCAUUUUCAACAUAUAAUUUUAAACCAGUGUAAUCUAAUGUUACCGACUAUAUAUUGGUUAUUUUAUGUUUGUCUGUAUGAUGACAAAAAGUUGUAUAAUGGCAUAAAUUGCCAAAAACCCGGUGUCUGGUUUGUUUAUUCAGUUUGUGUGAAGCAGUAAAAGCCCACUACAAAGAUAACCCUCUCUGUUUAAGUUAGUUUGAAACAUGAAAUAGAAGACUGAGCUUGUGACAAAACUAAGAAAACAACUCAUCAAUACCUGUGGAAGUGAAGCGCUAACCACUGACAGUCUGCUUUCUAAUAAACAGCUCAACAAAUGACAGCAGUAAAAUGUAACUAACUUGAUGAUAUGUCAAUUUCUUUUUUAUUUACUAUUUGAUUACAUUUUGACAUUUGUUCAUUUUGGAUCUGACCAUUACAAAAAUAAACAGGGAAAAACCA
Molecule: messenger RNA, 5285 nt
Organism: Acanthochromis polyacanthus (spiny chromis)
Lineage: Eukaryota; Metazoa; Chordata; Actinopteri; Pomacentridae
Gene: znf16l
Product: zinc finger protein 16 like
Exons: 3
Coding region: 108-1775 (555 amino acids)
Biological process (GO): regulation of transcription by RNA polymerase II
Cellular component (GO): nucleus
Molecular function (GO): RNA polymerase II transcription regulatory region sequence-specific DNA binding; DNA-binding transcription factor activity, RNA polymerase II-specific
Source: RefSeq, a predicted model, not a curated record